This is a messenger RNA of Trametes versicolor FP-101664 SS1, 819 nucleotides long. RefSeq lists its product as uncharacterized. The record is from RefSeq and is a predicted model, not a curated record. Bases 473 to 778 code for a protein of 101 amino acids. Lineage: Eukaryota; Fungi; Basidiomycota; Agaricomycetes; Polyporales; Polyporaceae. The transcript has 4 exons.
AUGGCCUCUCUCCUCGAGCGAAUGAGCCGCCCUGCCGGCUCCGGGCCCUCCGUCGGCCCCGUCCGCGCAAAGUCCAACCGUGCCGCAGCAGCCUCCGCCGCCGCGCCCUACGUCAUCGCCCCCACCAGCUUGAACCCGCCCUACGCCUACACCUCCUGCACGACACCGGCCCAGGCUCGCGCUCACAAGACGACAUGCGCAACGCUGGCCGUGCUGCUGCACGCGACGUCAGUGCAUGAAGUCGAGCUUCCCGCGAGUGAGUAGAGCGAAAGGGAGACGCAUACAGCCGUGGUGCUCGCUCCUCCACCCCUCGGCCCGCCUUAUAUAUCACCAUCUCCCUCGCCUGCCCGUGUGCCAGCGCUGCGCACGGACCACGCGGAGCCCGCUACCCGCACGAGUCUCGCCGAGGCCACUCGCGCACGCCGCAUAGAGACCCGCCGGUCGGAAGCCCGCCGCCCCACAACAUCCGGCCAUGCGCCCGCUCCGCCCUACCAAAAGCAAGCCGGGCCACGCUCCCCUGGCUGUCUACCGUGCCAUGCACGCCGUCUCCAAUCGGUCCCUGCCUCGUCGACCAUGGUGGGGUGGUGGGCCGCAAGAGACUGAGUGCGUGCAUCCGCCGCGCCCCCGGGGAUCGUAUAACACGCACAUCGCGCCGAGCGACGCCCGUCGUGACACGGCUGCUCUCACGGAAGCCGCGGCGCGGCGCGGCCCUGCUAGCAGCACGUCAACAUCGGCAAUGACAGCCGUGCGUCGCGUCGCUAGCACCAGACCCGCUUGACCACGGCGGUGCUUCGGUGGCCGUGCGUCGGCGCGCCAUCC